AUGGCGGGAGGAAAGAGAAAAGUGUUCAACAGAAAAACCCGGAAUAAAAGACAAAACGAGACGGAAAAUACAGAAGAAAACUCUUCAGCUAAAGCAUUGAGGGAUACUUCUUCCCAGGGGAAGAAGCUAAAGCUCGAUGAAGCAAAAGAAGUAGAAGAAAAACGUCCUGUUUCAGUUCAAGCCUUGACGACUGAACCAACGACUUUAAUCAAACCGAAGUUGAGAGACGACGAUGUAUCAAGGAAAGCAUCAAAAUAUGUUCCUCCAUUUUCUAGAACUAGAAAAUCAGGAAAUACUGAAGAAAAGAGUGGUAAUAAGAGCCCUGUAACUAGAUCUUCCACUAGAAAAAGAAACCGUUUACAAGUUUUGACCGAYGUUGCAAAGCAAAAGUUGGAAUUUGAAGGCCGAAAUGAUGAAACUUCUUCAUUAAUAACAAGCGAGAAAACAGCGGACUCUUGUCCAUCUGAUAGAAUUAAAGAAGAACAAAAGGAAAGACUAGAAGUUCCACCUGCAAAACAUCCAAAACUAAAAGAGAGGGUAAAAAUAAACAGACACUUUUCAUUAAACCUGAGAGGUAAAGGGAAGAAAAAAACAAAACAAAAUGAAAGUGAAAUAGAGGGAGAAAAAGUAGUUGGAAAUGCAGCCAUACCUGUGACACUGGAAGAAAAUGAGAUGCAAGAAACCAAAGUUGUUGAAAAGAAUAAUGAGAAAAAACACCAGAAAACUGCAAAAGAGGCUUUGAAAGAUGAAACCAAGGAAAAUGAAAGUGAACCUGAGGGAGAAGAAUUAGAUGGGAAUGCARCCAUGGAAGAGACAACAAAAGAGGAGAGGCAAGAAACCAAAGCUGUUAAAAAUAAUAAUGAGAAAAAACAUCGUGAAACUGUAGAUGAAGAGGCUUUGAAAGAUGAAACCAAGCAAAAUGAAAGUGAACCUGAAGGAGAAGAAUUAGAUGGGAAUGCAGCCAUGGAAGAGACAAAAAAAGAAGAGAGGCAAGAAACCAAACCUGUUCAAAAGAAUUAUGAGAAAAAACAUCACCAAACUGAAAAAGAGGCUUUGAAAAAUAAAACCAAACAAAAUGGAAGGGAACCUGAGGAAGAGGAAUUAGAUGGGAAAGCAGACAUGGAAGAGACAACAAAAGAAGAGAGGCAAGAAACCAAACCUGUUCAAAAGAAUUAUGAGAAAAAACAUCACAAAACUGAAAAAGAGGCUUUGAAAGAUGAAGCCAAACAAAAUGAAAGUGAACCUGAGGAAGAAGAAUUAGAUGGGAAUACAGCCAUGGAAGAGACAACAAAAGAGGAGAGGCAAGAAACCAAACCUGUUCAAAAGAAUUAUGAGAAAAAACAUGAAACUGUAGAUGAAAAGGCUUUAAAAGAUGAAAUUGUAAAAAUCCUUAUCAAAGAAAACAAAUUAAAAAAAGUUCCUGAUGAAGAUAGUCAAGCAACAUAUCACCCCAAAGAUGGCCAUAAUGAAGCUCAACAUUCCAAGUGUAGUAUAGACAACAACUUGAGAUCAAAGAAAGAAAAUGCAUCAGAUUCCACAAUSAACAAGCCGUACUAUAUAGACACUGUGGUUCAGGCAUGUGUUGACUUUUUGAUUCAAACUAUCGAAGCAGGUAUUCCAAUUGAUGUUGUCGCUAGUGAUAAUAUUGACUUAGCUCCUUGCCUAUCUAUAAAGGCAGACUCGGAGAAGAAACCUCAAUCAGAAAACGAUGAUGCCUGUGCUAAGAUAUCUAGCAACCACAUAAAUGAUGAAAGCAUCGAUAGCAAUUUAGAAUAUUCUAAAGCAAUUGUGAGUAAAAAUAGGCAGGUUAAUGCUGAUCAAGAAGAUCACAGCUGUCUCGAAGAUGGUGUGGGUGAUAAAUACAAGGCAGUCCAUGCUGAUGCUACUAAUUAUGCUCUUAUUGAAGACAAAUCCAAUGCAAAAACAACACUUGAAACAACAUUACSUAGAAGCAGUGAGAUAGUCCCUUUGUGUAUUCAUGCUGUUUGGGAGWAUGACAGUAGUUUAAAAAAGCCUGAAGCUGAAGGAAAUGAUGACAGCAAGACCRUACAUGGUGUCACUGAAGCCAUUCAUAAUUAUGGUGUACAACAAAAGAAAGAGUUGGACACUGAAGUGUAUGAUAAGAACAAUACAGAGCCGUUAGCUCUUGAUGUUAUUGUUGAUGAUGAUGAUAAAUACCAAGAGAAAGAGCUUGAAACUAAUGUGGGAGAUGGGGACUGUUCAGACAUUGACAUUGUUGGUGAUGAUGAGAAUGAUGUAGAGCUUCUUGUCACUGAAUUGCAUGAUGGUAGCAAGGCAAAUCUUUCAGAGGAUAAUGAUGUUGUUGGUGAUGGUGACAUCGAYGUGAAAAAUCUUGGAGAUGAGGUCAAUGCAGCCAGCAAGGCAGACCUUUCAGAUGAUAUUGGUGAUGAUGACAUUGAUUUAAAACAUCUUGGAGAUGAGGAGCAUGCAGCCAGCAAGGCAGACCUUUCAGAGGAUAUUGAUGUUGUUGGGGAUGAUGACCACGCUGCCAAAGUAGGUAAUCCUGUACAGCUUGAGUAUGCUACUAAUGUUGGUGUUGACAAUGUGGUACGUUCUGAAAGGAUUUAUGCAAAGUUUAGUGACAAUCACAUGGAUUUCCCUGCUGCUGUUUCAGUUCCUAACAAAGAAAACCAUGUCAGUAUUAUUAACCCUGGUGGCAGAGAUGAUAAUAAUAUGGGCUCUAAAACCUCUCCCAAUGAAAUAGAUAGAAGUAGUUCUAAAACUAGUAGAAAUACUUACAUUGUUGGAUAUACAGCUACUUGUCAAAUGGAUAUCUUGACUGCAAUUUCUAGUACCGAUGGUAAGAAUAUGUCUAAGAAAGAAGAAACACAUGGUGCAUCUCUAGAAGAAGUGGAAGUAUCCAGACUGAAAUGUGUGAAGAUACUACCYGAAGCCUGUGAAAAAGACCAGAAAAAAUGCACUAACAAACAAGAGAGAUCUGCAAAAGAAAAAUUUGACAAACAAGAAAAAUCUCAUAUCAUCCAGGAGAAAGAAAGUUCUGUGGUCAACAAGGAAUGUGAUAUGAGUGGCGUAGCUUUGUCAAAAUGUGGAGAAAUGGAUCUUGAUUAUGUCAUCGAUUGCACAGAYUCACAACUGAUUGGUGCUAAACCAAGCAGUGGCUCUGAUGGACUUAGAUAUGAUGAUCUCAAUCUAGAGGAUCUAAUGGACUGCAGUGAUUCUCAGCUAGUUGAUAUAGAGAACCUAGAAAGCCAAGCAUUAAACAAUCAACUAAGGGCAAGAGAUGGGCCAUCCCAAGCAUUAGUAAUAGAAGAUGGAACUACCCUCAUACAAGGCCUCAUUAAAGAAGUAUCAUCUAUCAAACUACACCUGAUGGAUGUGUGGAAUACAUAUGAACAAGCCAAGAAGAGAAGACAUUUGACCUAUACGCCAGUAAUAAAGAAGCGGAAAUAG
Actinia tenebrosa (Australian red waratah sea anemone) is the source of this 3432-nucleotide messenger RNA. RefSeq lists its product as uncharacterized. NCBI's taxonomy places the organism in Eukaryota, Metazoa, Cnidaria, Anthozoa, Actiniaria, Actiniidae. The record is from RefSeq and is a predicted model, not a curated record.